Molecule: messenger RNA, 1722 nt
Organism: Porites evermanni
Lineage: Eukaryota; Metazoa; Cnidaria; Anthozoa; Scleractinia; Poritidae
Source: the annotation of a GenBank genome assembly
AUGCAAGAUUACUCAUCCACCACGAUCUCCAUGCUUAUACUUCUACCAUUAGUGGCUGUCUUCGCAGUACUUGGUAAUGGGUUCGUUCUUUGUAUCAUUGCCCGGUUUAAAAAGUUUCGCAUCUUUCCAAACAUUCUGAUUGCUAAUCUAGCGUUGAUCGAUUUACUCAGCGCGCUCAUCAACGUACCUAUGUACCUGCUUUGGGGUGUCCUUGAUGUGAAAUGGUUUACAGGGAAGGUUUUGGCGAUUAUUUCGCUUUUUAUGACCUGCCUCUGUCUCCAUCUCAACUUCGUCUCCAUGUUGGUUCUGCUCGUAAACGUGUUUCUGGCGAUAGCACUGGACUUAAAAUGUUUCACAUGGAAGACGAAUAAAAAAGCUAUGAAAAUAGCCCUUGUAGAGUGGAUGGUCUGUUAUAUUGCAACUGUUUUGUUGCCGUGGUUUGAUUCUAGUAUCGACCUUCAGGAAGCUUCUGUUUACAGAUAUCGGCGCACCAUUUUAAUAAAAUCCAGAUAUGGCUUGAUAGCGAUCCUCUCAGGGUUUACUUUCGCUACAGUUGCUAUCGGCGUCCUUAUUUAUUUCUCAAUCCAAAGGAAGAAACGGCAGGUGAGAUCACAAGUUUAAUCAUUUUUCUAUUUUAUUUUUUAGGAAUUCUCCUCCAAUCUGGAUAACGGAGUGUCAGGCCCACUAGAAUUUGGACGGUCUUGGAGUAUGUUAUUCCCAGAUUCCCGCAUGACUUAUGAUGGAAGCUUGCAAUUGAUCAAAACCUACAACGUUUAUAGCUUAAUAAAUUUCAUUGGUUCUUAAAGCAAUGACAUAAAACGAAAGCAUUUUAAUGUUUUAGGUUGUAUUGCAAUAAUAAUCGCAUAUUUUUAUUUUGUAUCUAUAAUAUAUCUUAUCAAGUUGUAAUUAAGAGAAAAGUUUGAUUUUAUGAUUCAUGGUUUCUGCCAAAUUUCAGGGAAACUGGAACAUAAGCCUUAUUUUAACCACAUGUAAAAUCUAUUGCGUAGAUUCAAUAUUAACCUGAUUAUCUAUGGCAUUUUUUCAUAGAGAAAGCGGUUUAAUCUGCCUCGACUCCAAGCUGAGGCCAGGCUUCAACUGGACGUCCAGGCUGCCAAAAGUGUCCUCAUUACUGUACUGGCAUUCCUAGUGUGUUACAUUCCUCCUCUCUUCAUUGCAAUCUUGGGUCCACCCGAAACCGAUGCCACAAAUAUGGCUUACCCUCGACAAAUAGUUUUCCUUUUCACGUUCCUGUCCGGUGGGAUCAAUCCUGUCAUCUUAUGUUUUCGAGCUAAAAGGUUUCGCCGCGCACUGAAACAGCUCCUUCAAGAUCCCUUCGGAAAAACUACUUUCCAAGAAACCGAAAAAGAGCAUAGAGUCAAACAGAUUGGUGCGUACACGAAUGAAUGUGAGGCUGAAAAAGGCAAGGUGAGGCACGAUCUUGUAGCCUGCUCAUUCAAGACCUACACAGAUGAAAUGAGUCUCGGAGUACAAAGCUAUAAAAAGAAGAAAAAAAGUGAAUACGCGGAUAUGGGGAGAAGAACGGGCUCACGUAGAAACCAGACCACGCCCUUCUUAUCACAAGACUCUCCGCCUCAGAUCAACUCACUCGUAGCAUGGGUUGACCACUAUCCCGCAGACACUGCAGGGAAAAGUUCUGAAGAAGGAAGUUCAACGUCCAGAGAGGAUUACACACAACAUGAAAUAACUGUAGAGGUACACCAA